CAUUCCCUGUCCCUUAUCUGACAUUCGACUGCUUCGUUAGUGUUAUCACACUUUUCUUGUCCACACUUCUGCAACCAGCGUUCUCAAGUUUGACAGCUGCUUCACACGUGUAUAUGCAGAUAUUGCAACACACAGUUGUUUUCAUUUGUGCAGAUCUGUUUUAAUCCGCGUGAGAAUUCUCGUCGACUUUAACUCACAAUUGACCGAGUACUCAAUCCUUCUGAGAUGUUGCAGAUUGCAGAUGCAGAGAUGAAACGAAUUCAUAUGUAUGAUCUUUCAAAAGUUCGUUCAUUGAGAUGGAACCCGAAGGGGAUCAGCAUCAACCUGAAGAUGCAUGGGAAAGUCUACCUAUCGAUUUCCUGAUCAAGAUUCUCAGAGAUCAUAAUCUGCCAAUUUCCACUCUUCUGGAAUGUCGUUCAGUUUGUAAAAAAUGGAAGGAAGUCAUAGAUGGUCAUGAGUUACGGAACAAAAUAUGGAAAAAUUCUAUUAUUAUGUUUCAUGCACGUCGUGAAAAUACGGCCCACUUCUGCUGUAGAAAUCGAUGGAUCACAAGAAAUCUCAGAUUUGUGCCGAAGAAGCUGGUCGCUGCUGAUGGAGGCCUACUGUGUUUUGGUGAACGAAUCUCAACAGCAUAUGUCAUGUACAACCCAGUUUCGGACAAAAUCCUGUUUUUGAACGUACCUCUUGAAAUCAAUGGAGAACAUACAGUCAUUGAUGGUAUGCUGAAGUGUAAGGUGGUGGGUUUAGUCGUGGACCAAUCUACAAAAAACUUCAAGCUGGUUUUGGGAGGAGUUCAAGUCGGAACAGAUAGACGCAGAACUUUGAUUUACGACUCGACGAACGGUACAUGGUCGUGGGGAAUUCAUCCGUUUCCUGAAUGGAUGAAAGACGCGUGGGACUGUAGGAGAAGUGCAGUAUGUAAUAGAUGUCUUUAUUGGCUACUAUGGGAUCGCUAUUGGUGCAGGAUGAAGGUUCUCUUGAUAUUUGAUCUGGAAGAGGGAACGUGGAACGCCUUGGUAGAGGAAUCCAUGGAGGCCACGCCAAUUGACCUUCAAAUGGCUGCGUAUGAACGACAUGUGUGCCUACUUGCCAGUAAUUGGUCUCCUCUGGCAGGGGAGUUUGAACGUAGGAGCGAUGUCGCCAAUUUCCUCCGGAAUCCCAUGGUCCGGAGAAUGGAUGAAGCAUUGUUCAGGAGAGUAAAAAAUCUAUAUAAUCGAGCUUUGUUCAGGAGACGGAGAUUUCCAUGGAACAUGGACGAAGCAAUCGAUGAAGCUGUUACCAGGAGAUUUUUAGAUCACUGGGAUCUAGAUUAUCCCACAGUUUUCAACUUCUACGCCACAGGAGGCAGUGAUGCAUUUUUCGUGUUCGAUGAAGAACGUAUAGAACUUGAGGUGGUGAAAUAUUGUGCUGAAUUAGACUGGAUAAUUUUUCUACCCCAGCCUCCUUUUCACUCACGCAAUCGUGUUCAACACUUUGUGUACGCUCCGAGCCCCGACGACCCUUGGUGUGCAAUAAUUCCAAGUCCCAGAGGAAGUGCAAGGCAGGGGUGGAUAAGACAGCAAGAGUAUGUAGCACAGCAGGAGAGACAUCGGCAGGAGGAGACGCGUGAAGCUGUUAGGCAAUAUAUUAGGGACGCUCUUAGGCAAGCUUUUGGGCAAUCAGGUUGACGUGGCAAUGAAAUUUCUAUGAGAAGGAGGUUUCUUCGAACCUUCAGCACAGAUCAGCUCACCGAAAUAUGGUUCUUUCAACAAGUAAUUCUGUGCAGGCAUGAUAAGAUGCCAAUGGUUUGAGAUUGAGAGGGUAAAACAGUGGAUUCUGAUCACUCUUCCGAUAAGCGGAAAAAAUGUCUUUUACUUGAUAAAUAACCUUAUAUGUCAUUCUCCAUCCAGUUAGGAUUCAAGGUAAAGAUAUAGCUACAUUGUUUCUGAACGUAAUUACACAAUCCAGUACACUGUAGGUCAAAUUGACAAAGGGAUGAAUAUCAUCCACAAUGCAACUUGGAUUUCUUUAUAUGCUGAAAACGGAAAUUUUCAACCCAUUCAGUAUUGUCUUCUGACUUUCCGUCCAAUUUCAUGUAUUCCGUUGAUCUGAAGAACAUGAGAACAGCGACCUCGACAAUUCUCGACAGUUGCUGAUCAAAAGGCACCAAGUCGUUGUCAUAUUCGUUGAGAUGAACAAUAUCAUUGUCUGAUAAUUUCUCGAUAACUAAGUUUGUUUAUUUCCCUUGGGGUAACAGUGAUCAUCAAGUUUUAGGC
Molecule: messenger RNA, 2255 nt
Organism: Marchantia polymorpha subsp. ruderalis
Lineage: Eukaryota; Viridiplantae; Streptophyta; Marchantiopsida; Marchantiales; Marchantiaceae
Source: the annotation of a GenBank genome assembly